Messenger RNA from Neoarthrinium moseri, 990 nucleotides. RefSeq lists its product as uncharacterized. The coding region runs from base 1 to 990 and encodes 329 amino acids. The transcript is spliced from 3 exons. NCBI's taxonomy places the organism in Eukaryota, Fungi, Ascomycota, Sordariomycetes, Amphisphaeriales, Apiosporaceae. The record is from RefSeq and is a predicted model, not a curated record.
AUGUCCAAGACGAUAGAGAUCCAGUCCCCGGAGCAGUUCAGCGAGCUGCUCGGCAAGUCGCGCAUCGUAGUCGCCGAUUUCUAUGCCAACUGGUGCGGGCCCUGCAAGCAGAUCGCCCCCUUCUUCGAGCAGCUUUCGCAGUCCCUCUCGCGGCCGAACAUCGCAACGUUCGUCAAGGUUAACACGGAAGGAGACGGUGCCAAGGAGGUCGCCAAAGCCUAUGCCGUCACCAGCCUUCCCACCUUCAUAAUCUUCCGCGAUGGCAACAAGGUUGACAGCGUAAAGGGUGCGGACCCCAGCAGACUCAAGUCUAUACUCGAGAAGCUUGGCAACGAGAUCGAGACCGCAGGCGAAGCCGGAAGCGGCAGCGGCGGCGGCGGCGGCAUGACUUGGCUGGGUGCGGAUCUGCCCCGGGGCUACACUGACAUCUCGGACAUCAUCGACAUACGUGGCCUGGAAUUGCUGAAUGCGGACAGCGAAUUCUCUGUCCGUACUCUGUUGCACAAGCCCAAGCCUGCCGCGCUAGGGAAGAGCAAGUCGGAGGCCAAGGACUGGGUGGAGAGUGACACGGACGAGCAGCUACUGCUCUUCAUACCCUUCAACUCCGCUGUUAAGCUCCAUACGAUACAGAUCACGUCAUUGCCUCCUGCGGCUGAGGAGGAUGACGACGAAGACGAGAUCCCGAUGCGGCCCAAGACCAUCAAGCUCUUCACGAACCGGCCUCACAAUCUCGGCUUUGAUGAAGCCGAGGACAUCCAACCCACCCAAGAGAUCGUGAUUGGUGAGAACGACUGGAACGCCAACGGCACCGCUAACAUCAGCCUGCGGUUCGUCCGGUUCCAGAACAUCUCCAGCCUCGUGCUUUUCGUGGUGGACGGCGACGGCGACAGCGAGAAGGUGCGAUUGGACCGGGUGAGGUUGAUCGGGGAGAGUGGCGAGAAGCGGGAGAUGGGCAAAUUGGAAAAGAUCGGGGACGAGCCGGGCGAGUGA